AUGCUGAUUUCCGAACUAAGAAUGGACGUCGCUUGUCCUGAAGCAUGCUUCCAAGCCGAGUCGGCUGCUGAAUGUCUUGGGUGCCUUCGCGUAUGGGCAGGAACCCGUUUCUGGAAGAACCGACUAUCAGUUGUCUCUGUUGUCCGACGCAUUUGCCAGAGUCCGAUCGAAGAUGCAUUGGUCCAAGAGUUUUCACAACUAGGCACACUCAAUUUGUUCACUGUGGUGCAAGCUAUCCACUCGCUCAUGUUUCACUUGCACAACUCGCUGGUUUUUGAAUCCACACUAGCCCCGGUACAAACCGGGCUGGAGAAUUGGAGACAAAUUUGGACAGAGAGGGUGCCAGAAGAUGAGGGCAUGCCCGAUACUGCUCAAAAUUUAUGGAAGCAAGUGGGAUUCCUGCGGCGUGCCUCUGAGUUCUGGCAUUUGGCUCGCAUCAUGUCCGACAAAAUCAUGUCCAACAGCCAGCAUGAUGAUGACUUCGAGGUCAAUACCAAGCUUUAUAAAUAUGACCAUACUGACAUGGACGAUGUGAACGGCAUGAUCAAGGAGUACCGGAUGUUGAAUUUGGGAGUACAAUGA
This is a messenger RNA of Penicillium verhagenii, 582 nucleotides long. Its product is annotated as transcription factor domain-containing protein. Bases 1 to 582 code for a protein of 193 amino acids. NCBI's taxonomy places the organism in Eukaryota, Fungi, Ascomycota, Eurotiomycetes, Eurotiales, Aspergillaceae. The transcript is spliced from 2 exons. The record is from RefSeq and is a predicted model, not a curated record.